UAGAUGCGCACGCGCAGGAAUUGUUUCCGCUAGCUGUUACACUCGGACCAAACAUUGUUUGAGUCGUCCAUAACGUCUAUGGGUCGUCAAACAUGAGGCUUUCCAUGUUUCUACGAGUGCCCUUUUGGAGAAAAGAAGCAAAUGGAUGGAACUGUCGACAAUUUUCUUCUUACGAUAGCGCCAUAAAUACUGCUUCCAAAGAAAAACUAGACCACCACAAAAGACAAAUGAUGGCCAAAGGCUUGCCGCAUCAGCAACCUAUCGAGGGAGUGAAAAACAUUAUAUGCAUUGCUUCGGGUAAAGGUGGUGUUGGCAAGUCUACAGUUGCAGUUAACCUUGCACUUGCUGUUGCUGCUGAUAAUCCCAAAUUUAAGGUUGGCAUUCUUGAUGCAGACAUCUAUGGUCCAUCAAUACCAAAACUCAUGAAUUUAUCUGGUGAGCCUUUACUGACUGCAGAUAAGAAGAUGGAGCCUUUGGUCAAUUAUGGAAUCAAAUGUAUGUCUAUGGGGUUUUUGGUCGAUGAAGCAGCAGCCAUGGUGUGGAGAGGGCUGAUGGUCAUGUCUGCAAUUGAUAGGCUUUUGAGACAGGUUGAUUGGGCACCUUUGGAUUGGCUAAUAGUGGAUAUGCCACCAGGAACAGGAGAUGUCCAAUUGUCUAUCUCUCAGAAUUUGCCUCUAAAAGGUGCAGUGCUGGUAACAACACCACAAGAUAUAGCACUGGCUGAUGUUCGGAGAGGCACAACUAUGUUCAGAAAAGUCCAUGUCCCAGUUCUUGGGAUGGUGGAAAAUAUGAGUGUCUUUGUGUGUCCAAAAUGUGGACAUACUGAACACAUCUUUGGUCAUGAUGGUGCUCACACCUUAGCAGAAGAACUGGGAAUAGAAGUGUUAGGUUCAAUACCUCUUGAUAAGCAUAUAUGUGAACUGUCUGAUUCAGGACAACCUGUUGUUAUUGCAGACCCAGAAGGAUCACAGACUGCUGUCUUCAAGUCCAUAGCAAAGAGAGUUUUGGAGAAAGCUGACUAUAGAUGAACAAACACCAUGCAUCCUUGGAUGAAAAAAAAAACCCUGGUGAUUUAAGACGAUUUCGUCAUACCAAAAACAGUGUGGAAAAAACAUCCUAGGAAAUAAUAAUAAUGAUACAGAGCACCAUUCCCUAAUGGUUCACAGCUCUUUACAAAAACAUUGCACCCACACUUUGAUUGUAAAAAUAGCAUAACAAGAUUCUGUAUUGUCUAAAAAACAAGCACAUACUAUCACUCAAAAAGCACAACUGAACAACUGUGUCUUAGCUGCUGCUUAAGUCCUGAUAAUGACGAUGCAUGUUUCAGCUGAAGGGAAAGGAAAUUCUAGAUAGCUGGGGCAACAAAGGUAGACCUACGCCCAUAAAAUGACCUAGUUAAUCCUAGGAAUGGUCAGCAGCUUUUCUCUAGAGGAGCAGAGUAACGUAGAAUUGACAAAUUUGGACAGAGUUGCAGUAACAUAGACUGCAAGUGUGCCCUCAAAAUUGCAAAAAGCUAGGGUUGCAAUUUUGUACGGUAUACAAAACUAUUAGAACAACCAAUAAAGUUCCCAGGAUGACCGUCAUAUGCCUUGCUUCUAUGAUGCCAGCUGGUCAUCACAGGAUGAUUCCAUCUAUUCAGUCACAGUCUGGUAUCUCUCAAAUGCUUUUUACAGCCCAUUGCCAUUUUGUCUGGUCAGCCCGUGGCUCCAUCUCGGACAUACUCUGAUGGCUCUCACGCCAAGGGUCAGGUGUCGUUGCAUCAAUCCAGCUAUCUGACUUAAUGAUGGUGCGAUGCAUUCUAUGCAUAAUUUGGUCUCCCUGACACCUGAGUGAACAUUGUGCGGAAAGCAUGGGAUAUGCUGAAACUUUUAAGGAAAACUAUGUGCACAAUACCUUUUUACGUCCUGUUAGUUGAAAACAGUAGUAGUGCAAUGUUGAAUGAAAGAAUUAUUUUCAGCAGAUACAUUGUGAGACUUAUUCAUCUGCAGUAACGUCCAAUUUAUGUAGAAGAAGUUUUGUGAGCAUACAUUUGCAGAUUCCCCUUGAGAUAUUUUACAAUAAGUUUGUGGUACUCAUGGAUGUGUACAGAUUUUUACUAAUUGCAAGAGAAACUGUAAAUGCCAGCAUAAAUUGGAUGUAGUCAGUAUAUGUUCUUUUAACAGCUUGUGUCAAUGUUCUGUGUAAAGUGAUGUUCUCAUGUUGGCAGAAAAAAAAAAAACAGUUUUGUGAAAAGAAUUAAUAAAGAUUUAUUGCAUUUUCUAUUUAGAGAAUAUUUAGGAUGUGGGCGAUAUUUGAUUUGUGAAGCUGUAAUUCAAGAAAAAUUAAGUAACUUCAAAGAAAUUGUCGUUAUGCAAAGGCGGUCUGAUACAAACAAUCACUUAUUCUGCAUUUAAGAAAAACUAAGAAGAUAUAUACAUGAGUGCAAAGAGCAAGAUGUAAGGUGGUGUUGCAGUACACUGAAAAUUAGCCCUCGAUGAGUUGCUAAAUUCUUUAAAACAGGUUACAGUUGGGUUACUUAUGUAUUAAGUGCCAGAAAAUAUAAAAUUCAUUGAUCCUAUGCAUUGUAGUAUGAUUUAAAACUUGGCUAGGACUGCCUGCUUGGGUGUUGCAUUUCCCGCUGAAUCAAUAACUAUAAUUUUUAUAUAGACACACAGUGGUCUAUAUUGGCACUCUUUGUGGGAGGGGUGGGAAAUUGGUGUUUAACCAAGUCAGCCAACUAAGGCUAUAUCACAGCAAGACAGCCAGCCUUGUAAACAGAUGCCACAACUUUGUGAGAAGCAGAGCUAAAGUUGAAAAUAUAGAAUGAUCCACAUACUUGA
Molecule: messenger RNA, 2819 nt
Organism: Pomacea canaliculata
Lineage: Eukaryota; Metazoa; Mollusca; Gastropoda; Architaenioglossa; Ampullariidae
Product: iron-sulfur protein NUBPL-like
Exons: 10
Coding region: 93-1028 (311 amino acids)
Biological process (GO): iron-sulfur cluster assembly; mitochondrial respiratory chain complex I assembly
Cellular component (GO): mitochondrion
Molecular function (GO): ATP-dependent FeS chaperone activity; ATP binding; 4 iron, 4 sulfur cluster binding
Source: RefSeq, a predicted model, not a curated record